GCCAUCUUUCAUUCGAUCUAUCUUUUUCCGGCGAUCUUCCCGCUGCAGAGGCCGCCAAUUUCGAUGUGAUCCAUACAUGUUUCAUUAGCACAUUAUCACCAGUGAUGGUGUUUACAUUUGGACGGAUACCGCAGUCGAUAUUGUCAGCGGGGCAACAGACGAUCCGUUCCAUUUCCUAAUCUCGCAUCCCCGCAGCAACCCUUACACGAUAUAAGUCAGGACUGCUCGCAUCGACGUAUCUCUCUAUGCGACAUCUAAAUCAAUAUAAAUCAUGCCUCCAGUGCCCGGACAACUCGAGCGCCAUCGCGUCAUUUGUUACCAUCAGACCCUGUGUCCGAACCGAGGCGACUAUGUCUCUGUGCUGCCUCUAGUGGAGAACAACACCGGCAUUACCCACGUCAUCAUCGCAGCUUUUCAUCUGAACGAGGACCCGGGCCAUAUCACGCUCAACGAUGAUCCACCUGACCAUGAGAUGUAUAACCCGCUGUGGGCGGAGGUGCCCAUGCUGAAACGCAGCGGUGUCAAGGUGAUGGGAAUGCUCGGCGGGGCAGCGCAGGGGUCCUAUACGUGUCUGGAUGGCGACCAGGAGAAGUUCGAGCGGUACUACCAACCUCUUCUAGCGAUGGUUCGGCGGCAUCAGCUAGACGGGCUGGAUCUGGAUGUAGAAGAGGAAAUGUCUCUGUCCGGCAUCAUGCGGCUGAUCGACCGAUUGAAGCUGGACUUGGGCGAUGACUUUAUCAUCACCCUAGCGCCUGUCGCGGCGGCUCUCUUGGGAAUUGGUAACCUUUCUGGGUUCGAUUAUCGGCAGCUCGAGCAGCAACGAGGGUCCAAGAUCAGUUGGUACAAUGCGCAGUUCUACAAUGGCUGGGGCCUGGCCGAGGACCCUCGGAUGUAUGCGGCCAUUGUUGCGCAAGGAUGGUCACCACAACGCGUUGUCUACGGGCUGCUGACGAACCCAGGAAACGGGUCGCAAGGCUACGUCCCGCGAGAGAAGAUCGGGCCCAUUCUCGCAGUGUUGGUUGAGCAAUUUCCGAACUUUGGCGGUGUCAUGGGCUGGGAAUACUUCAAUUCCAUGCCUGGAGAGCAACAGAACCCAUGGCAAUGGGCAGCAGAGAUGUCGCUUAGUAUGCACAUGAAAGAUGUGCUAGCUGCUGCUCGGCAGAUGCUUACUGCGGGACCUAUGGCCAACAGUUUGAUGAAUGUGCUUGGAGAUAUGAUGCAUCAACAAUAGAAUAAUAUUGAAACAUAGA
Molecule: messenger RNA, 1250 nt
Organism: Aspergillus novofumigatus IBT 16806
Lineage: Eukaryota; Fungi; Ascomycota; Eurotiomycetes; Eurotiales; Aspergillaceae
Product: putative class III chitinase
Exons: 1
Coding region: 272-1231 (319 amino acids)
Biological process (GO): carbohydrate metabolic process
Cellular component (GO): extracellular region
Molecular function (GO): chitinase activity
Source: RefSeq, a predicted model, not a curated record